AUUGAUCACAACCCCGCCGUCCAUCGCCGAUUGACCCUCGACGAUACAAUGGCAAUCAUUCGCGCCGCCGUCGCGCCCCUCCGCGCCGCCCGCGCCGUUCGAUGCCCCCGACAGCCCUCCCGGGGCUUCUCCGUUACCGCCCGACGACGAGGAGGUGGUGGCGAGCACCAAUUCGAACCUCCCACCGGAUGGCUCUGGGGUGUCAAGCCCGGCGAGAAGGCUGAGCCCGAGGGCUGGGAGUGGCCCAUGUACAUUUUUCUCGGAAGCCUCGUCGCUACAGGCGUCGCCCUCGCCUUCAAACCCGACACGACCGUUUCUACCUGGGCUCUCGAGGAGGCACGGAGGAGAUUAGAGCAGGAGGGUAUCCUGCCCGACCCAGCCAAGAAGGACUAG
Fusarium falciforme is the source of this 393-nucleotide messenger RNA. Its product is annotated as NADH dehydrogenase [ubiquinone] 1 beta subcomplex subunit 11, mitochondrial. NCBI's taxonomy places the organism in Eukaryota, Fungi, Ascomycota, Sordariomycetes, Hypocreales, Nectriaceae. Bases 49 to 393 code for a protein of 114 amino acids. The transcript is spliced from 2 exons. The record is from RefSeq and is a predicted model, not a curated record.